AUGGAUUAUUACUUUAGAACAACAGAUUUAGUAUUAUUCCUUUUAAUUAUUCAAUUAUUAGGUCAUCUAUUUAUUCAUUGGAAUCAAUAUAAUUGUGAAUUGUAUGGUAAUAUUUAAAUAUGUAUUUGGAUUUUUGAUGUUCUAUUAAGAUAAUUACUUUAACUUUCAUAAUUUAACAAAUGGGCUUUAUUUAUUACAUUUAUAAUAGCUUUAUAAACAGCUUCAAUGAAUGUAAUAGCAGUAUAAGAGAAUGAGUGUUCUCAAAAGACAACUUUUAUUUUUUAUUGCAUUUUAGGAUAUAUUUUAAGUAUUUCUUCAUUUUCAAAAAUGUUAAGCGUUAAAAAGAAAGCUGAACUAUUGAAAAUAGUUGAUUCAUAGAAUCAAUGA
This is a messenger RNA of Paramecium pentaurelia, 387 nucleotides long. The record is from the annotation of a GenBank genome assembly. NCBI's taxonomy places the organism in Eukaryota, Ciliophora, Oligohymenophorea, Peniculida, Parameciidae.